Molecule: messenger RNA, 1252 nt
Organism: Scaptodrosophila lebanonensis
Lineage: Eukaryota; Metazoa; Arthropoda; Insecta; Diptera; Drosophilidae
Product: dTTP/UTP pyrophosphatase
Exons: 4
Coding region: 152-784 (210 amino acids)
Molecular function (GO): nucleoside triphosphate diphosphatase activity
Source: RefSeq, a predicted model, not a curated record
UACUUUUUCUCCAUUUUCAUUCUGCUGCUUUUAUUUUGGCCGCGACUGUUGCAGUGCUGCAGAACGAAAAAGCGCGCGUUUUUUCGUCACAGCCGCGCGUGUUGUCAAACAUUUUGGUUAUAAAUAUUUUUAUUUGGGUCGAUAAAAUAUAAUGUUGGCGCCAAUUAAGCACUUAUUGGGGAAAUAUCGCAUUGUGCUGGCCAGUGGAUCGCCGCGGCGCCAGGAACUCGUGCGAAUGCUGGGUCUCAAUGCAGAGCUGUGUCCCUCCACCUUUGAGGAGAAUCUAAAUGUGGCGGACUAUAAGGAAUUCGCCGAAUAUAUAGAGGCAACUGCUCAGGGCAAAGCAGAGGAGGUUUUCCACCGCUUGCGCAACGCCGGUGGCGAAGGUUCCACCAAUCUUAUCGUCAUAGCUGCAGACACGAUGGUCACACUGGGCAAGGAGGUUUAUGGCAAGCCCAAGGAUGCGGCGGACGCUGUUCGCAUGCUGAACAAUCUCUCCGGCGCCUGCAAUCGCGUCUUCACAGGCGUUGUGCUCAGACACGAUAAAGGCGUGCGCACAUUUACGGACACGGCAGACGUCUAUUUUGGGGAGCUGACAGAGGCACAGAUACAAGACUACGUGGCCUCGGGAGAUCCACUUGAUAAAGCCGGUGCUUAUGGCGUGCAGGGUCCUGGUGGAGCCCUGAUACCACGCAUUGAUGGCGAUUUUUACACGGUUAUGGGUCUGCCUUUGCACCGCUUGUGCUUGGAGCUAAACAAACUCUUUCUGGAGGAUCUGAAAUGAGCAAUGUAAAUAUUGACAAGUUUCAAGACAACGCUCUUAUCAAUUUUUCCACUACAUUGUUGGCGUCGCUCGGACGUCAGUGAAUACGACACUUGAAGACACCAUUUGAUAAGACAGCGAAUGCGUCUAUUUAUCUUUAGCUUAAAGUUAAAACAGCCAACGAAUAUUAGAGAGAGUCCGCGCCCUAUUCAACAUCUUCGUGUUUAGGCAAAGCACAGUGGUGCGGCCUUUAGAAUUAAAUUUAAAGAUUUCAGAGACUAGUUUCCCAAGAAUCACACAGAAUUCAAUGCAGCUUUCUUGAAACCAUAUAAAAAAGAUUUAUUUCUUUCAAUUGCAUUUAAAUUAUUCGACAUUAUAAAAACUGCAAUUGAAAACUGAAAAUUAUUUAAAUUUUUCUGAAACCAAAACAAAUGUCGAGUUCCAAGUAAGUUCUUGUUCUGAAAACAUUGCUUUUAAAUAAAUCUCCUU